AUGGGUGCCAACGAGGCGAGCUCGACAUACCGCUACAAUGAGAAGCCCAUCUACACAACAUCCAAUGGUGCUCCCAUCAAUAAUCCGGAGGGAUGGCAGCGUCCUGGACCGAUGGGGCCCUUGUUACUACAGGACUUUCAUCUCAUCGAUUCCCUAGCUCAUUUUGAUCGCGAACGUAUUCCGGAACGAGUCGUCCAUGCCAAAGGCGCCGGUGCAUACGGCGAAUUCACAGUCACCCACGACGUCACUGACAUCACCAGCGUGAACAUGUUCAACCAAAUCGGCAAGCAGACGCCAUGUGUCGCGCGCUUCUCCACCGUUGGUGGCGAAAAGGGAUCUGCAGACUCUGCCCGUGAUCCGCGAGGCUUCUCCGUGAAAUUUUACACCGAAGAGGGUAACUUUGACUGGGUCUACAAUAACACGCCAAUCUUCUUCCUUCGAGAUCCCACCAAGUUCCCGUUGUUCAUCCACACGCAGAAGCGCAACCCGCAGACCAACCUCAAAGAUGCCACCAUGUUCUGGGAUUACCUCUCAACUCACCAGGAAGCCAUCCAUCAAGUCAUGCACCUCUUCUCAGACAGAGGAACGCCUUACUCGUACCGCCAUAUGAACGGAUAUUCCGGCCAUACGCACAAGUGGACCAAGCCAGACGGCAGUUUCGUAUACACCCAGGUACACCUCAAGACGGACCAAGGCAGCAAGACCUUCACCAAUGAGGAAGCCGGCAAAAUGGCCGCCGAAAAUCCGGAUUGGCACACGCAGGAUCUCUUUGAGGCCAUCAAGAAGGGUGAACACCCCAGCUGGACUGUCUACGUGCAAGUCCUCACGCCACAGCAGGCUGAAAAGUUCCGCUGGAACAUCUUCGACCUGACCAAGGUCUGGCCGCAAAAGGAGGUGCCACUCCGACCAGUCGGGAAGCUCACCCUCAACAGAAACGCCGAUAACUACUUCGCCGAGAUCGAGCAAGUCGCCUUUUCGCCGUCCCACCUCGUCCCCGGAAUCGAGCCGUCCGUAGACCCCGUCCUGCAGUCCCGUCUCUUCUCAUACCCGGACACACAUCGCCACCGCUUAGGUACAAACUACCAACAGAUUCCCGUAAACAAGCCCCUAAAUGCUUUCAACCCUUUCCAAAGAGAUGGUGGCAUGGUUGUCAACGGCAACUACGGCGCCAAUCCCAAUUAUCCAAGCUCUUAUCGGUCACUGACCUACAAGCCCGUCACGCCGAGCGUCACACAUGAGCAGUGGUCUGGUGCAGCUGUCCACGCUCUCUUUGGCGAUGUGACGGAUGAGGACUUUGUCCAGGCCACAGGGCUGUGGGAGGUGUUGGGACGUACGCCUGGCCAGCAGGAGAAUUUCAUUUCGAACGUGGCAGGCCACUUGUCUGCUGCCCAUGUUGAUACACGCAAGAGAACCUAUGAAAUGUUUAAGAGGGUGGACAAUGGACUCGGGAACGCUAUUGAGGAGCAGACUGAGAAAUUAGCCUAG
Metarhizium brunneum ARSEF 3297 is the source of this 1485-nucleotide messenger RNA. It is a transcript of the gene cta1, whose product is annotated as Catalase. NCBI's taxonomy places the organism in Eukaryota, Fungi, Ascomycota, Sordariomycetes, Hypocreales, Clavicipitaceae. Gene Ontology annotation, molecular function: catalase activity; heme binding. The record is from RefSeq and is a predicted model, not a curated record. Gene Ontology annotation, biological process: response to hydrogen peroxide; hydrogen peroxide catabolic process. Gene Ontology annotation, cellular component: cytoplasm; peroxisome; mitochondrion.